GUUGAUGCGAAAUUAAAUGGCCGCCUUAUAACGUGAAAACAUUUAGCGGUAUCGGUAUAUUGCUUAUUUAUGAUUUAGAAAAAGGAAGUGUUUUAAAAAAAAGUUAAUGAGGAAGUUAGAUGCAAGGGAGCCCUGGGGGGCGGAUAAGUUAGAGGCUGAACUUGAGGCAGCCCGAGAUAAUCUUAGAGGUUUAGAUCGAAAUAUUCGUAAAAUCCUUGGUCGCGACCUGCCCGACGGGGAAACCGGAUCUCUACAACCAUCGUCCAGACUUGCACAAAAAAGGCCACUGCAUGAUGAGCGACGACGCACAGUUGUUGAUUUAUCAAAUAAUGAUCAUUCUGGCAAUAAAAGACGAUGGCAGAGUGUUGUCGCAGAGCCAAAAACUGUUUUUAGUCGUUUAAGUGCAAAAGUGCCCUCAAAUGCGGAUGACAGUGCCGAUGAGGAUGAUUCUUUUAUUAAGCCGGCAGUUUCGUCGAGAGUGAUUGUGACUCCUCGUGAAGUGCCGUCACGUUCGGAAGUUAUAAAACGUGAACGAGUGGACGAACGAAGUCGACAGAGAAAUAAAAGAAUGUUCGGCGCAUUAUUAGGAACUUUACAAAAAUUUCGUCAGGAGGAAACAAAAUUGAAGGCAAAGGAAGACAAAAAGGCGGAAGUGGAAGCAAGAGUCGAGGAAGCGAAAAGAAAAGAAAAAGAGGAAUUGAAACGCGAAAAGCAACAGUUGUUCUUGUCUCGCAAACGUCAAUUAGCGGAAGUUCGUGCAUUAGAAAUAAAAUUGACACGCAGUAAAGAAUUUGAAGAAUGGCGCACUGCGCAAUUGCCAUUAGCUGGAUUUAUUCAAACACGAGCGCAGCCACCAAUUUAUUAUUUACCAAAACGAAAAAAUACUCGUACUGAAACUUUAUUGGCCGAGUCUGCGAAACAGCUUCACGAGGAAAUUGAGAGAAGAGAGAGAAAUUUGGUCGAGGAAUUGGAGAAGAUUGAGGGACAAAUCGGUUUUGGGAAAAAUCAGCAGAAUUUCGAAAUUCCUUCACUGUCAGUGACCGUAGAUGACGAGCAACGAUCAUUGAAGGACGGCGAGGAAAAUCGUGAUCCGAAUCCAGAGAUAAAUAAUGGUGAAUUAAUUCAAGACGUAAUAAUGUCGUCACCUCCAAAAGUCAAUCACGACGAUCUUGACGUUUCAAUAAUGAAUAAUAGCGAAGUACAAAAAGAAGAGGAAGUAGAAGUACACGGUAAGGAAGAAGAGGUCGAGGAAGAGGAGGACGAAGAAGAAACUAAUGGUUAACACUGUAACUUUUGUUUUUUUUUCUGUAAAUACUUUCUACUAAAGAUUCAAUUUCUGAGAAAUUAUUUCAAAAACCAAACAUUUUUUUCGAGAUUCGUAUAAUCAAUAAUGUAACAAUAUUAUUUUUAAAAAUAAUAUUCAAAUAUUUGAUACAUAAAUUGAACUUUUUUUACAUUAAAUUUAAUUAAUGUGUAAUAAUUUUUAUUACUCAAUUCGCGUAAUAAUAAAAGAUUUCACUUUUAUUAUGAUUUUCAAUCAUAAAAAUUAAAUAAUUAGCUUUUAAAAUAAUUUUAGUUAAUAAGUAUAAUGUUAAUUAAAAGAAAUUAUUAAAAUUUUCCGUUAUGCUAUAAAUAUACCAAGAUUUUCCAGAAAAGAGAAAUUAUCAGGAAAAAUUAUUUUCCUAUUAAAUGGUAAUUAAAUAUUUGUAAAAUUUUUAAUUAUGCACAAAUUGUACAUAAUUAAUUGUGUGUACAAAAAAUUGUCACUGAAAGCUCAUCCAUAUUACAAUCUAACGAAAUAUUUGUAAUUUUACAAAUGUGAAUAAAUAUUUGAAAAAAUAA
Molecule: messenger RNA, 1842 nt
Organism: Leptopilina heterotoma
Lineage: Eukaryota; Metazoa; Arthropoda; Insecta; Hymenoptera; Figitidae
Gene: Pnn
Product: pinin
Exons: 5
Coding region: 107-1282 (391 amino acids)
Cellular component (GO): catalytic step 2 spliceosome
Source: RefSeq, a predicted model, not a curated record